ACAACCGGUCUUGAAUCGACCAGCAACGGGCAACACAAUCACAAAGUAAGGGAACAGACCCCUGUGUUUACAUCCUGUCAAGACUUCUGCUUGUGUGCUCCAACUCUUUCUGUCGAUGUUUACCGGGCUGGAACAUUUUUUCGCAAAAUGUUUGUGUUAGCUGAAAUGAAACAUGUCAUUCGAACGCCUCCUUGGAAAUUCAACGUCAAACUGACCGACGCCAUUGCCGAGGAAUUGAACAAGAAAUUGGCUAAUAAGGUCGUGCUGAAUGUUGGUCUUUGCAUAGCGUUACAUGACAUAAUACAUAUGGAGGACUCGUUUAUUUUUCCGGGCGAUGGAGCGGCCCACACUAAAGUUCGAUUUCGUUAUGUAGUGUUUCGACCAUUUCUUGAAGAAGUUCUUGUUGGAAAAAUACGUAGUUGUAGCUCAGAAGGCGUUCAUGUUACCUUAGGUUUUUUCGACGAUAUUGUAAUUCCACCCUCAGCCUUACAACAUCCGUCAAGAUUUGAUGAGACCGAACAGGUGUGGGUUUGGGAAUAUGACACUGGGGCAGAUGGAGAGAAGCAUGAUCUUUUCAUGGAUGCAGGGGAACCUAUCAGAUUCCGAGUAACAGCAGAGAGCUUCACAGAAACUUCUCCAAGUGGUCCUGAAACCCCUGAUGCUACAACACCUGCUGAUUCUGCCAAACCAGAGCACAAAAUUCCCUACACAUUGACUGGUGGAAUAAGUGAGUCUGGAUUGGGAUUGUUAUCUUGGUGGACUUCAUGACCUGUGUUCGAGUUUUUCUUGUGUCACAAGAGAUAAUCAAGGAGACAAACACUACAACGAAAUGAAGACACAGAACCAUAAACAAGAAUUGUCUUGGAUUGUUUUCACAACUCCUUAUUAUGCAUUUGUUGGCUAAAGCUCUUCCUUUGGUUUAAAGAUGGAUGAAAUAAUUUGGGAAAUCAUCAUAGUCCCACAGCUUUUGACAUGCAAUCCAAUAUAUGAUUAGUUAGAUACCAGACUUGCAGGGAGGUCAUAUAGAGUUAAGCACUUACGUAUAUUGGCCCAAGAACUGGGUUUAAUUGUUAAAUAGCAACCAUACCUUACCUACCAAGUCUCCAACAUCUAAGAAAAUAACUUUGGACUAUACAUUCCAGUGAAACCACAAAGUGUAUCUCUAUUAAAGUUCUCAGAUAUGCACAAUGUUAAAAUUUAAUCUUUCCCCUGAAAAAAUAGUGAUUGUUUAUACAUUUUAAAAGUAUUUCCUUUCCUCUUCUGCUGACAACUGACCUAAUUCUAUAUCAAAAACUCGGUUAAUGAAAUGAGAAAUGGACCAUUUUCCUGUAAUUUUUUGUUGUACUGUCAAUGAAUAUACUUUCAUUUACAACAAUGCGCUUAAAGUGUCAUCAAAACAUUUUUCUUUGUUCUUUUUUGUUGUCUAUGUUUCUUACAUUUAGAACAUUGUAGUUAAAUAUUAUAUAAUGUAAAAACAUUUCUACAUGGUACUUUAAGUAUUUAUCUAACAUAAAGAAAUUUAACACA
This is a messenger RNA of Frankliniella occidentalis (western flower thrips), 1527 nucleotides long. RefSeq names its product DNA-directed RNA polymerase III subunit RPC8 (gene Polr3H). The transcript is spliced from 6 exons. Gene Ontology annotation, biological process: transcription initiation at RNA polymerase III promoter; DNA-templated transcription. The coding region runs from base 148 to 768 and encodes 206 amino acids. Gene Ontology annotation, cellular component: RNA polymerase III complex. The record is from RefSeq and is a predicted model, not a curated record. Lineage: Eukaryota; Metazoa; Arthropoda; Insecta; Thysanoptera; Thripidae.